Messenger RNA from Girardinichthys multiradiatus, 20490 nucleotides. RefSeq names its product obscurin, cytoskeletal calmodulin and titin-interacting RhoGEF b (gene obscnb). The record is from RefSeq and is a predicted model, not a curated record. NCBI's taxonomy places the organism in Eukaryota, Metazoa, Chordata, Actinopteri, Cyprinodontiformes, Goodeidae. The transcript has 81 exons. The coding region runs from base 1 to 19869 and encodes 6622 amino acids. Gene Ontology annotation, molecular function: guanyl-nucleotide exchange factor activity; protein binding.
AUGGAUCAAAACUUGUUUGGAGGAGCCCCCAGGUUUCUCACCCGCCCGAAGGCUUUCACAGUGGGUGUGGGCAAGGAUGCCACUCUCAGCUGCACUGUUGUUGGCAACCCAACUCCAAUAAUCACCUGGGAAAAGGACAAGCUCAAGCUCCCAUCCGGGGGCCGCUUUAAGACUGUGGAGGAUGGAGACAUCUACUGUCUCACCAUCUAUGAUCUCACGCUGGAGGACAGUGGCCAGUACAUGUGUCGAGCCAAAAACAAUGUUGGGGAAGCUUAUGCCGCUGUGACCCUGAAGGUGGCCCUCCCAACAGAGAUGUCUCAGAGGGUUCCAGUUUUCACGGUAAAGCCUACUUCCACACGUGUGGCUUUAGGAGGAGAUGUUGUUUUUCACUGCCGUAUUUUGGCUCACCCUAAAGCCAACUUUGAGUGGGAGAAGGACGGGCGGUACCUGGGUGAGACAAACCGCAUCAAAAUUAUGUCCGACAGCGACAGCAGCACCUUAAAGAUCCAAGGUGUGCGCAACCUGGACAGCGGCACGUAUAUCUGCAGGGCCCAGAACCCUGUGGGUCGCUCCCAGGCUGCUGCAGCCUUGGUGGUGGAUGCUCAGGAUGUUUGCCACAUGUCUGCAGACAAGAGCACCUCCCUCCUCUCCCACAUGCAAAAGCGCAAAGAGGAAAUGAAGAAGGACAUCUCCAUCUAUCGCACUGAGGAAAAUAUCUCCUUCUCCAAAGGUAACAUGACUGAUUCCCUGAGUUCUCUGGGCCUGGAGCAUGAGCUGAGGGUGUCUGCGCUGGCAAGUCUACCUAAAGGUGUAUUCACCCGCACCUGCACAGUAACUGAGGGCAAACAUGCCAAACUCAGCUGCUUUGUGACGGGUCACCCCAAACCACACAUUAUCUGGAGGAAGGACGGAACAAACAUCAGCGAGGGCCGCAGGCAUGCCAUUUAUGAGGACCAAGCUGAGAACUUCAUCCUCAAGAUCCUGUACUGCAAGCAGAGUGAUAAUGGUCUCUAUACAUGCAAUGCAACCAAUAUGGCAGGGCAGACCUACAGUGCUGUACUGGUUACAGUCAAAGAGCCAAAGGUGCCAUUCAAGAGGAAGCUACAUGAUGUGGAGGUACAAGAAAAGACCUCUGCCACACUCAUGUGUGAGGUGCCUCUCAUCGCCACGCAGACCAACUGGUUCAUGGAGGAAACGAGGCUGGAGCAAAACACCAAAUAUCGCAUGGACGAGGACGGGAUGCUGCGUCGCCUCACCAUACAUAAUGUCAACACGAAUGAUGAUGGAGUUUACAUCUGCGAGAUGAAAGAGGGCAGUCGUACUGUGGCUGAGCUCACUGUCCUGGGUAAUAUAACAAAGAAGCUUCCUCGGAGGACCGUUGUUCCUGUCAGUGACACCGUCAUCUUCUGUGUUGAGCUGGAGCAUCCUUGUCCAGGCGUCUUUUGGACUCGCAAUGGCGAGAAGCUGAAGGAAGAUUCUCGCACUUCAAUUGCCUGUGUACUUAGACAGUACAUGCUAACAAUUAAAGACUGCCAGGCAGAUGAUUCAGGAGAGGUGGCCUUCGUGGCUGGAGACUGCAAGACUUCAACACAAUUCUCUGUCACUGCUCCCAGGAAACAUCCCCCAGAUCCCCCGGUCGAUGCUGUGGUGCAGAACAAGACUGACUCGUCCAUCACCAUUCAGUGGUCUCCCCCUGAUAGCAACCGUCCUGUACCCAUUAAAGGGUACGUCGUGGAGAAGAGGAAGGUUGGUGCUUCCACCUGGCAGAGGUGCAAUGCUGGAGAAAUCCUCAAAACAACAGAGAUCACCAUAAGCAGUUUUGCAGAGGAAGCUAGUUACCAGUUUCGUAUCACUGCCACAAACGACUUUGGACAGAGUUCCUAUCUGGAAGUACCUGGAACCUUCUACCUUGAACCCACUGCAGAAAUCAGGAAAGGUCUGAUGAACAGCGCUGCAGUAUCUGGAGAGGAGUUCUCCAUCUCUGUGGAGCUGUCAGCUGUGUGCUCAGGCUUCUGGUCGUUAAAUGGACGCCUCCUGCGGAGUGGAUCAGAAUACCUCAUCUCUAGGUCCAAGAACAUACACACGUUGCUCAUUCGUGUUGUGACCAUGGAAAUGAAUGGAGCCGAAAUAAAGUUUGUAGGUGGAGGUUCUCAGAGCAGUUGCAUCCUAUCUGUGAAGGCACCCCCUAUCAGGUUCACCAACAAGUCUGACCAUCCAGAGGUUGUGACCUGCAGUGUCCAAGAGACAGCUCAGCUGAGUGCCGAAGUCUCGGACUAUGAGACUCAGGUGGCUUGGAUGAGGAAUGGGCGAGAGGUGAAGAUGGGGAAGAAGUAUGAAUCUGUUAUAAGAGAUCGGAAGAGAAUCCUGAUGGUUCAUAAUGUUACAGAAGAAGAUGUGGGCCUUUAUGAGUGUGUCUUAGCUGAGGAUAGGAUGCCAAUUCAGCUUACAUUGAAAGAUGAGCCCGCCAAGUUUCUCAAUAAAGCCAGAGGCCCCAUGGGAUUGUCAUCAUCCCUUAAAGGAGAUCUUGAGCUGAGCUGUGAGGUGUCUUCGGCGAGUGCCGCUGUUAUGUGGAGAAAGGAUAAGGUGGAGAUUAGUGAGGACCAAAGAACAACCAUCAUCUCCAAAGGGACCCAAAGGAAACUCAUCAUUAAGAGCGCCAAGAAAAAUGAUGAAGGAUAUUAUUCGUGUGAGACAGCAGCUGAUAAAGUCACAUUCCAUGUCAAGAUUAAAGAAUCCCAAGCAGCAGCUGCAUUCUUCAAUAAGGAGUCAGUUCAGAGAGAGGUCAAAGCCAUCCUCACCCAGAAAGCAACACUUAGCUGCGAUGUUUUAGACACCAAGACGGAGGUGAAAUGGUACAAAGAUGGAACGUUGCUGGAGUCAUUUGGGAGAAUAUACUUGGAGGCAAAGGGUGCCACCCGUCAGCUGGUGAUUGAAAAUAUAGAGAAGAGUGAUGCUGGAGAAUACAGGUGUGAAGCUGGAGGGGAUAAACUGGUCUUCAAAAUAUUUGUAUCAGAGACUCUGUCUACUUUCUGCAACAAGGAGUUAAUACAGAGUGAGGUGAAGACCACUCUCUCACAGAAAACCACCCUGAGCUGCGAAGUAGCGGACACGAAGACAGAGGUGAAAUGGUACAAGGAUGGCAAGCUGCUGAUUUCGAGCAAAACAAUCCAUACUGAAUCAAAAGGCAAGAGCCGCCAGCUGGUGAUUGACAGUGUGGAGAAGAAAGAUGCUGGGGAGUACUUCUGUGAGGCUGGGGCUGAAAAGCUGGCUUUUAAGAUACAUGUUGAAGAAGCCCAGUCAGUCUUCUCCAACAAGGAGUCGGUCCAGAAGGAUUUUAAAGCCACUGUGUCCCAGAAAGCUACACUUAGCUGUGAGGUGUCUAAUACCAAGACAGAGGUUAAAUGGUACAAAGAUGGCAAGCUUCUCACGUCUAGUAAGACGGUACACACAGAGUCAAAAGGCAGAAGUCGCCAGGUGGUGAUAGAGAGCCUGGAGAAGAAAGAUGCCGGAGAGUACAUCUGUGAGGCUGGUACAGAAAAGCUUGCCUUCAAACUUCAAGUAGAAGAACUGCAGGCCCAGUCUGCCUUCUUCAAAAAGGAGUCUGUGCAAAAAGAAGUGAAAGCCACUCUUUCCCAGAAGGCCACCCUAAGCUGUGACCUUGCUGACAACAAGACAGAGGUGAAAUGGUACAAGGAUGGCAAGUUGCUGACCUCCAGCAAAACAAUCCACACUGAAUCAAAAGGCAAGAACCGCCAGCUGGUGAUUGACAGCGUGGAGAGGAAAGAUGCUGGGGAGUACUUCUGUGAGGCUGGGUCUGAAAAGCUGGCUUUUAAGAUACAUGUUGAAGAGAUCCAACCCAAGUUGGCCUUUGUCAACAAGGAGUCUGUGCAGAAAGAAGUGAAAGCCACUCUGUCCCAGAAAGCCACUCUGAGCUGUGAGGUAAAUGACAUGAAGACAGAGGUGAAAUGGUACAAAGAUGACAAGCUUUUAACCUCCAGCAAAAGAGUCCACACCGAUUCAAAAGGCAAGAGCCGCCAACUGGUGGUUGACAGUGUGGAGAGAAAAGAUGCUGGAGAGUACUUCUGUGAGGCUGGGGUUGAAAAGUUGGCCUUUAAGAUACAUGUUGAAGAGACCCAACUUAAGUCUGCCUUCUUCAACAAGGAGUCUGUCCAAAAGGAGGUGAAUGCUUCUUUGUCCCAGAAAGCCACACUGAGCUGUGAGGUUGCAGAUGCAAAGACGGAGGUGAAAUGGUACAAGGAUGGUAAGCUGCUGACAUCCAGCAAGUCCAUAUGUGCAGAGUCAAAGGGCAAGAGUCGCCAGCUGGUGAUUGACAAUGCAGAGAGGAAAGACGCUGGAGAAUACAUCUGUGAGGCUGGCACUGAGAAGUUGGCUUUUAAAAUUCAUGUGGCAGAACCUCUAGCUGGCUUUUCUAACAAGGAAUCAGUCCAAAGAGAAGUGAAAGCUGCUCUCUCCCAGAAAGCCACUCUGAAUUGUGAAGUUUCAGACUCCAAGAUGGAGGUGAAGUGGUUCAAGGAUGGAAAGCUUCUGGCUUCCAGUAAGGGGACCCACAUAGAGUCAAAGGGAAAGACCCGUGAGCUGGUGAUAGAAAGAAUGGAGAAGAAAGAUGCUGGGGAAUACACCUGUGAAGCUGGAAGCGAGAAGCUGGGAUUUAAGCUGCAGUUGACAGAUUUGGCUGUCAAGUUCAAGAAGAAGCCUGCCAAGGAUACAUUUAUUGUUGAAGCAAGUGAAAAUGUUGUUUUAACUACUGAAGUGACCACAGAAGCUUGUAGUGUGAAGUGGUUCAGAGAUGGUGUGGAGCUAAAGGACAGCAGCAAGUGUGAAAUACGAAAAGAUGGGCUUUCUCGCACUUUGACAGUGAAAUCGGCAGAGACCAAAGACUGUGGAACAUACUCCUGUCAAACUCCCGAUGACAAAGUGGAAUUCAAAUUACAGGUUAAAGACUUAGCUUUGAAGUUCGUUGUUCCUUUGAAACCUGCUAUGGUGGAGUUAGGAGGAACACUAAGCUUAAUUUGUGAGCUAAACCAGGCCUCAGGGAAUGUUGUCUGGCAGCACGAGGGGCGUGAAAUUAAACCUGGAAACAGGCACUGUGUCAGAACAGAUGGAGCUAAAAGAGUCCUCACUGUAACAGCAGUGACUAAAGAAGAUGAAGGGGAAUACAGCUGUGUGUGUAAAAAUGACAAGACCUCUGCUAAAGUAACAUCUAAAGCACCAAGACUUGUGAGGUUUACCUCUAAACUGAACAAUGUCGCCGCAAUGGAGGGAAAGGAUGCCAUUUUCAAAUGUGCAGUCACCCCGAUUGAUGUCAACGUUAGGUGGUUCCACAAUAAUAUAACCGUCACUGCUGGGCCCAAGUACAAUUCUGAGCAUGGAGGCGGGAGCCACUCACUUACUAUCACCUCAGUCAACCAGAAAGAUGCAGGAGAAGUUAGUGUUGAUGCAGAAGGCAAAAGCUGUAAAGCAACUCUUCAAGUGCAGCGUGAACCUGUCACGUUUAAGAAAAAGCUUGAAAACCUGGCAGUGGAGGAAGCGAGUGAAGUAAAACUGGAGGUGGUGCUCAGCAAGCCCUCAGAUGAAGUCAAGUGGAUGAAGAACAGUGUGGUGCUGCAGCCUGCAGGAAACAUAGAGAUUCGAGUUGAAGGAGCAAUGCAGGCCCUGCUUUUCAAAAGAGUAACUUAUUCUGACCGGGGCAUUUACUCUUGUGAGACUCUGGAUGACAAGACCCAAGCAAAGCUCACUGUUGAGAUGAAGAAGAUUCAGGUAAUAAAAGCUCUGAAAGAAACAGAAGCUCAUGAAAUGGAAACAGUAACACUUGAAGUGGAGCUAAAUCAAGCUGAUGUUGAAGGCUCGUGGGGCAGAGAUGGGGCCAAGUUAAAGCCAGGGGCUAACUGCCACAUCACCACCCUGGGGAAGAAGCAUACCCUGACGCUUUCCAAUCUGAAGAGGGAGGAUGCUGGGACUAUUUCUUUCCAAGCAGAGGGAGUCCAUACCUCAAGCAAACUGAUUGUCACAGAAUCUCCUGCUAUGAUCUCCAAACCCACUGCGGACAUUAAUGUUCCUGAGAAGGAAAAGGCAACUAUCGAAUGUGAAGUGUCUAGAAACAAUGCAGAAGUUAAAUGGUUCAAGGAUGAUGUUGAGCUGAAGCCGGCAAAGAAUGUUGCCAUUCAUUCCUUGGGCCGAAAGCGCACAUUAGUCAUCAGCAAAUGCACACCUGAAGAUGGAGGCACUUAUAUCUGUCGCACAGCUGAUGAUAACACCUCUGCAAAGCUCACUGUUCAUGCUAGAGAUAUCAAGAUUGUUAAGAAUCUGAAAGAUGUGGAGGUGGUGGAAAAGGAGAGUGCUUCGUUUAUCUGUGAACUCUCUCAUGAUGAUGUAGAAUACCAGUGGUUCAAAGGAAAUACCAAAAUUAAAGCCAGUGAGAACAUCAAGAUUAGACAGGAGGGGAGAAAGCAUGUACUGCUAUUUAAGUCUGUAAACCCUGAAGACAUGGGUGACAUUAAAUUUACAGCUGAAAAAGCUUCUUCAACUGCAAAACUUAAAGUGAAAGAGCUGCCUGUCAAGUUUGUGAAGAAACUCAGGGAUAAGAUAGCGAUGUAUAAGCACCGUGCUCAUCUUGAAUGCCAAGUGUCGCGUGCCAGUGCGAAGGUGAAGUGGUUCAAAAACAAAAUGGAGAUCAAACCCAGCAAAAAAUAUGACACCAAAAGUGAAGAUGUGUACCGAAAGCUCACCAUCAACGAUGUGGACUCUGGUGAUGAAGACAUGUAUACCUGUGAUGCAACUGAUGACAAGACAUCCUGUAAACUGCUUGUGGAAGAACAGUCCAUCAAUAUUGUACGGGAACUCAGUUCAGUUGAAGUGACAGAGCCCUUUGCAGCUGUUUUUGAAGUUGAAGUUAGUAUGGAAUUGGUGAAGCCUCCGAUUUGGACUUUGAAUGGAGUUCCUGUGCAGGAGGGUGCUGAUGUUGAGAUGGAGAAAGAAGGCACUAUGCACCGUCUCACCUUUAAAAAGACCAAAGCAUCAAUGACUGGACCUGUGCAGUUCACUGCAGGGAAGAGCAAAUCUUUUGCUCAGCUCACAGUCAAAGAGCGUCCGCUUGAGAUUGCAGAGCAUAUCAAAGAUGUAAAGGCAAAGGAAAAAAGCACUGCAACGCUUAUGUGCAAAUUUUCUGCCACACCUAAAGAGGUGAAAUGGUUCAAAGGUCCUGUUCUUCUGGCAGCAUCAGAUAAAUACAACUUAAAGCAAGAUGCUACGAGGGGUCAACUUACUAUUCAAAGAUUGACUGAAGAAGACAGUGGAGAGUACCGCUGUCAAUCAGGUCCUGCUGAAACCAAAGGGACUCUAACUGUUGAAGUCCGAGAAAUAAAGAUUACCAAGCACCUGGCUGACACAGAGGUUGAUGAAGACAGCGAUGCAAUUUUCACAUGUGAGAUCAACUACGCUGAUGAAGAUGCACUGUGGCUUCUGAAUGAAAAGGUGCUGUUCACCAAUGAAGUGAACACCAUCACACAUGAGGGUAAGGUCCACAGGCUCACCCUGAAGAACUUGGCUCCUCAGGAUGGGGGAACUAUCACCUUGCAAGUACGCAAAGUGAAAGAAUCUGUCACACUUAAGGUUAAGGAGAAACGUGCUGUGUUCCUCAAGUCGCUAGAUGAUGUCACAGGAGAGGAGAAAGCCAUGAUAACUUUGAUAUGUGAAGCAAACAAACCAAGAGUUUCUCCAAUAUGGAGAAAAGAGGAUAAAGUCUUAAAGGCCGGGACAAAAUAUGAGCUCCUUCACACAGGCAAGUCUUUGGGACUCAUCAUUAAGGAUGUCACCAAAGAAGACAGUGGAGAGUACAGUUGUGAUCUUGGCACAGAGGUCACUAAGGCAAAGGUCACUGUAAGAGAAAUUGGUAUUGGCAUCACGAAAAAACUGAAAUCCGUUGAGGUGAAUGAAGGAGACACGUGUAGCUUUGAAUGCAUUCUGUCACGUGAGAACAUUGAUGACUGCUCGUGGUCUGUUAACGGCAAAACGGUUAAAAACGAAGGUCGCUUUAAGAUCUCCAGUCAGGGACGCAAGUACAUGUUGAUUGUGAAGGAUGUCACCCCUGCUGAUUCUGGUGAGGUGGUUUUCAGCAUUAAAGACCUGAGCUCCAAAGCAACGCUGAAAGUUGAAGGAAAGGCUUCAUCUAUAUCAAACGGGCUUCAGAACGUUUCUGCUGUUUGUGGUGAAGAUGGUAUUUUUACCUGUGAGGUGACACAGGCUAGCUCUACUGUAAAGUGGGCCAAGGAUGGCAAAGCCAUCAGGACGAGCAAGAAGUAUGAGAUCAGUCAACAGCAGAAGGUCAUGAAGCUGACCAUUCACAACGUGUCUGCUGAAGAUUCUGGAGAGUACAGCUGUGAAAUCGUUGGAGGUGCAACUACAAGAGCCAAGCUGGAAAUUAAGGAACCGAUCCAUAAAUUUACCAAAGUGCUUGAGGACAUCCAAGCAGAUGAGAAAAGCUCUGUGACUUUGCAUUGCGAAACAGCACAAUCUCCAUCCACAGUGACGUGGUUGAAAGGCCACACAGAGCUAAGGGCUGGAGGUCAAUACGAGAUGUUCCAGAAGGAGAGGGUCCUAACUCUCAUCAUUAAACAGCUGGAGGAGAAGGACACUGACAUCUACACGUGUGAUGUGGGCACUGCUAAGAGCAUGGCGAAGGUGACCGUGAAAGCAUUGCUGACAACAUUUGUAAAAAUGUUGGAGAGCCAGGAGGUUGAAGAAGGAGCCAGUGUUACUUUGCAUUGUGAGCUCUCCAAACCUGGAGUCCCUGUGGAGUGGAAGAAGGGAACACAGGUCCUGAAGUCUGGAGAGAAGUACCAGAUGAAGCAGAAGGCCUCUGUGAAUGAACUCGUUAUUACCAAAGUGGUGCCAGAAGACAGUGGAGACUACAGCUGUGUGUUUGGAGACCAGAAGACCACAGCCAGCCUCAAGAUCAAGGCCCAACCAGUGACCUUCAAACAGAAGUUGGAGAGCCAGGAGGCUGAAGAAGGAGCCAGUGUUACUUUGCAUUGUGAGCUCUCCAAACCUGAAGUCCCUGUGGAGUGGAAGAAGGGAACACAGGUCCUGAAGUCUGGAGAGAAGUACCAGAUGAAGCAGAAGGCCUCUGUGAAUGAACUCGUUAUUACCAAAGUGGUGCCAGAAGACAGUGGAGACUACAUCUGUGUAUUUGGAGACCAGAAGACCACAGCCAGCCUCAAGAUCAAGGCCCAACCAGUGACCUUCAAACAGAAGUUGGAGAACCUGGAGGCUGAAGAAGGAGCCAGUGUUACUUUGCGUUGUGAACUUUCCAAACCUGGAGUCCCUGUGGAUUGGAAGAAGGGAACACAGAUCCUGAAGUCUGGAGAGAAGUACCAGAUGAAGCAGAAGGCCUCUGUGAAUGAACUCGUUAUUACCAAAGUGGUGCCAGAAGACAGUGGAGACUACAGCUGUGUGUUUGGAGACCAAAAGACCACAGCCAGCCUCAAGAUCAAGGCCCAACCAGUGACCUUCAAACAGAAGUUGGAGAACCUGGAGGCUGACGAAGGAGCCAGUGCUACUUUGCAUUGUGAACUUUCCAAACCUGGAGUCCCUGUGGAUUGGAAGAAGGGAACACAGGUCCUGAAGUCUGGAGAGAAGUACCAGAUGAAGCAGAAGGCCUCUGUGAAUGAACUCAUUAUUACCAAAGUGGUGCCAGAAGACAGUGGAGACUACAGCUGUGUCUUUGGAGACCAGAAGACCACAGCCAGCCUCAAGAUCAAGGCCCAACCAGCGACCUUCAAACAGAAGUUGGAGAGCCAGGAGGCUGAAGAAGGAGCCAGUGUUACUUUGCAUUGUGAGCUCUCCAAACUUGAAGUCCCUGUGGAGUGGAAGAAGGGAACACAGGUCCUGAAAUCUGGAGAGAAGUACCAGAUGAAGCAGAAGGCCUCUGUGAAUGAACUCAUUAUUACCAAAGUGGUAGCAGAAGACAGUGGAGACUACAGCUGUGUAUUUGGAGACCAGAAGACCACAGCCAGCCUCAAGAUCAAGGCCCAACCAGUGACCUUCAAACAGAAGUUGGAGAACCUGGAGGCUGAAGAAGGAGCCAGUGUUACUUUGCGUUGUGAACUUUCCAAACCUGAAGUCCCUGUGGAGUGGAAGAAGGGAACACAGAUCCUGAAGUCUGGAGAAAAGUACCAAAUGAAGCAGAAGGCCUCUGUGAAUGAUCUCAUUAUUACCAAAGUGGGGCCAGAAGACAGUGGAGACUACAGCUGUGUAUUUGGAGACCAGAAGACCACAGCCAGCCUCAGAAUCAAGGCUGCUAAACCAGAACCCAGCACGCAGGAGACCAGAGAAAAAACUAAAGUCAAGAUGGGUGAAGUUAAAAGCAUUGAGCAGAAGAAGCAGGAGAUAAAUGAAACUGUAAAAGCUGUCAUCCUGCAGACUACUGGCGAAGCCCCUAAACAGCAGCUUCUAAAAGAGGAGAGUCAGAGAAGUUCAAAAGAGUUUGAAAAAGACCAUGAAGUUGUUCCCAUCAUAUGCACUAAAGACCUGGAAAGCCAAGUAUCAGAGGAGGGAGCAAGCAUCACUCUGCAUUGUGAACUUUCCAAACCUGGAGUCCCUGUACAGUGGAAGAAAGGGACUGAAGUCCUGAGUUGUGGAGAAAAGUAUCAGAUGAAGCAAACAGGAUUAUGUUACAAGCUACAAAUCCUUGAUUUGACACCUCAUGACACAGGGACCUAUUCAUGCUGUUCAGAGGACACAUUAAGCUCUGCAUCUCUUGUAGUAAACGCAUCCCCAGUGUUUUUCACAAAAGAAUUGGAAAAUCUAAUAUUGGAAGAAGGACAGAGUGCCACAUUACACUGUGAGCUUUCCAAGUCAAGCCUUUCUUUGGAGUGGAGGAAAGGAGAACUUGGCCUUUGUCCGUGUGCCAAAUACGACAUUAGACAAACAGAGAACCUGGCUACACUAAUAAUCCAUAAUGUAGAACCAGAGGACUCUGGAAGUUACACGUGUGACACUGGUGAAUGUCAAAGCACUGCAAUGCUAGCUGUGAAGGCCAAACCUGUCCUUAUUAAAACCAAACUACAAAACCUGGAAAGACAAGCAGGAGAGUGUGUCAGCUUUCGCUGUGAGAUUACCAAACCAGGAGCCAGUGUGGUCUGGAGGUGUGGCGACAAGGUCCUGACAGCCAGUAGCAAAUAUCAGCUGAAACAGGAAGGGACUGUGGUCGAGCUUGUUAUCUAUAAACUGCAGGGAAGCGAUGCAGGAGACUACUCCUGUGAUACAGGCUUUCAGAGGACUUCUGCGAUCCUUACUGUAAAUGGUAGGAUUUAUUUUCAUGCAUCACUUGGAGACCCACCUUCACAUCCCCUAUCGUGUUGUCUUGUUUGCCAGUUUCUCACCAAGAAACACUUGAGCAUGAUUAGAAACCAUUUUAAAACCUUCAACUGCUUUUCAUUAUCUGUGUGCUGCUGCAAUGUCUCUGCAGCCGUUGAAGUUCUCAUCCUAAAGUUCUUGGAAAGCUGCGUUGUUUAUGAGGGGGAAGACGUCCACUUUGAAUGUCAGCUUUCUCAUGAGGAGACUCCACAGAUCCAGUGGAAACUCCAGGACGUCCUGCUGCAAAAUAACGAAAUGAAUCUGAUAAAGUCUGAGGGCCGGGUGCACAGCCUCGUACUUCGAGGUGUCACAGCAGCUGACUCUGGUACAGUCACUUUCACUGUGGGAAAUCACACCUCCACUGCUUCUCUCACAGUCCGAGCCCCAAUAUCCUUUAAAAAGGAGCUGGAAAGCCAAGAGGCCACAGAGGGAGGAGAGACCACACUGUCCUGUGAGACAUCCAGCCUUGACUGUAAGGUGACCUGGUGGAAGGGCUCAACUGUCCUUUCUCAGGGAAAGAAGUACACCAUUCAGCAGAGAGCAACCACUAACAGCCUGGUGAUACAUAAGUUGGUCAAGGAAGAUAGUGGUGAAUAUACCUGCGAUACAGGAGACAAGAAAAGCACUGCUACGCUGACUGUAAAAGAGCAUGUCCGCAUUGUCCGUGAGCUCCUCGAUGUUACUUUGACCACCGGCCAGGAGGCCAUGUUUGAGGUUGAGCUGUCACACCCAGGCGUCACCAAUGGGGAAUGGUGGCUUGGAGACAACCUCCUUCAAAAUAACGAUCUGAAUCAAAUGAGCGUUCAGGGCAGAGUUCACCGACUGGUUCUGAAGAUGGUAACCACAGAUGAAUCAGGAGAUGUUGCCUUUGUCGUUGGGAAGGAGAAGAGUGUGGCUUGCCUUCUGGUCGAGGAGAAACCCAAAGUGAUAAUAUUAGAGAAACCCCAUGACACUGCCUCAGUAGAGGGAGAAACGGUCACACUUAGUUGCUGCAUCUCCGACUCUAAUGCCUCUGUCACCUGGAUGAGAAACAAUGUGCCAAUCCAAGCCGGACUCAAGUAUGACCUGAGGAAGAACGGAGCAUUACGUCAGCUUCGAAUCCACAACCUGGUGCCCGAGGAUUCAGGAAUAUACAUCUGUGACACUGGAGAUGCCCACUGUGAAGUGACUUUGACUGUGCAAGGUGCUCCAGUGUUCUUCCCGAAAGAGCUUAAGAACCAAGACGCCAUAGAGGGCGAUGAUGUCAUGCUGCAGUGUGAGGUGUCUAAGCCAGGUGUUCGUGUUGAGUGGAGGAAAGGAGGCAUUGUCCUCCAGCCUGGUAAGAAGUAUGAAAUGAAGCAGGAGAGGUGCAUUCAAGAGCUCUGUAUUCACAGCCUGGAACCUGAAGACAGUGGUUACUACACCUGUGAUGCAGGAGAGCAGCUCACUACAGCUUCUUUGGCAGUGCAAGUGAAAGAAGUCUUCAUAGUUGCUGGUCUUAAGACCACUGAUGUCUUUGUUGGGGAAUGGGCAACCUUCUCCUGCCAGCUGUCUGGUAGGGCGCCUGGUAAGGUGCAGUGGUGGCUGGAUGGCACCUUGCUGGAGAACAGCCCCAGUAUUCAAAUAGGAGUGCAACAAGGCUUUAUCCACACACUCACCUUUAAGAACCUGGCUACAGAUGACUCAGGCACUGUCACCUUCAAAGCGGGCAGCUUAACCUCAUCAGCCAAGCUCUUAGUCAAAGAUCCCACAGUUGAGGUGGUGAACGAUAUGGAGGACCUCUGGGUGGUUGAAAACCAACCGGCUGAGUUCAUCUGCCAGUUCUCCAGGCCAGUCAAAGCUCGGUGGAGGAAAGAUGGGCAGCUUUUGCAGCCUGAUGGCCGAAGGGUGGUAGUGGAGCAGGACUGGAGUGUUGCUCGCUUGUACAUUAAUCGCGUGUCUAAUGAUGACAUGGGGACGUAUUCCUGUGAGGCAGAGGGUACCUGUGGGGUCGCUUCACUUCAUGUGGAAGCCAAACCUAUUAACAUCGUUCAAGCCAUGGAAAACGUUGAAACGUUUGAUGGGGGCGAAGCAUUGUUUGAGUGUGCCCUAUCUCGUCCUGAGAGCAAAGACUGCCACUGGCUUCUUGAUGGGAAACCAGUAAAGGAAUCACCUAAAGCAGAGAUUGUGUCUUUUGAAAGUGGUCGUCGCCAUCUGCUUCUGUUGAAAGAUCUGCAUGACAAAGACAGUUGCACAGUGACAUUUAAAGCUGGUACAGCUACCUCCUCUGCCCAGCUCACUGUCAAAGGUUGGAAGCUGGACAUUGUGCAGGGUUUGGAGGACAUAGUGGCUGCUGUGGGAGAGAAGGUUGAGUUUUGUGUUAAGCUUACCGAAGCUGUCCCUGCAACAGAAGUGGCCUGGUAUGCUAAUGGAGUUGAACUCAAACCCAGCAACCUCUGGGCCAUGAGGGUUGAUGGUAGUUCUUAUCGCCUCAUCCUGAGACAGGCCCCGCUCAUGUCCCAACAGGAAAUUACCUUUGCAGCUAGGGAUGCUCUCUCUUUGGCCAAGCUUACCAUCAUCACUGUACCUGACCCGCCAGAGGAUCCAGAAGUCCUUAGUAAAACUACAGACUCUGUCGCUCUCUCCUGGUUUACUCCUCUUCAUGAUGGAGGGAGUCCUAUCAUUGGCUACAGAGUAGAAAUGCGACUGGUGGACAGCGCCCUCUGGCUUCCAUGUCAUUCUGGGCCUGUUUGCAACACAGAAUUUGUCGUGGAAAAACUGGUCCCUGGGAGUGGCUACAGGUUCAGAGUAGCAGCAAUGAACAAAGCUGGGACUGGAGAGCCUGUUGAACUUCCUCUGACAGUGCAGCUUGAUGCAAAACAGGCAGAAGUAAUGGAACAGCCCAGUCUUCCUCCUGAGGCUGCUGAGGAAGGGGAACUCCAUGACCUGUGGGACGCAUCUGCAAAGAAACGGCGCAUGAGCAGAGAGCCCACUCUGGACUCCAUCUCAGAACAACCUGAGGAGAAUGGUAAAGGUGGCAAAAAACAACAGAAAGAGUCUGUCUCAUCAGAAAAAAUGGAAAUCAGAGCAGCUGAAAAGAAGCAGGCUGUUGUGCCCAAGAAACAGACAGAAUCUGUCCAGUCCGUCAGUUCUGAGGAAGAGAUCAUUUCUGGGGGCUCGUCACUCGUGUCUUACCUCAAGAAGAGCAGCAAGACUGAAGCAACAGCAACCAGUGAGGCAGAGACUCUAACGGCCGAGAGGUUCUUUGCUCAUUUCCAGAUGGUAGAGCAGAAAACAGUGCAGCAGACCGAAACAAAAGCAACAAUAAUUCAGAAAACAGAUGAAAAACAGCUGUCUACACAGGAAACCAGCAUCAUGGAAUUCACAAAAGAGGAAGAGCCUGAGCUUACAGAUGCUGUCAUCAAGAUUCAAGCUGCCUUCAAGGGUUACAAGGCUCGCAAGGACAUGCGUCCCAUCUUCAAGGAGGUCUUCAAAGACCAAACCAAAGAACCUAAUGACACCAUACAUCUUGAAUGUGUGACAGAAGGUAAACCAGAUAAGGUGCGCUGGCUGAAGGAUGGAGAACCGCUGAUGGAUGGCAAACAUCAUCAUAUAGAUAUCUACAAUGAUGGCACCUGCUCUCUGGUCAUUACUGCCAUCACCACAAAAGACACUGGGGUUUACACCUGUGAGGUCACCAACAAGUUUGGAGUGACGUCCCACAGUGCUAAGGUGACAGUAGGAACAAUAAGGGAAUCAUCAGGCAGACGACCCCUGACCAUAGGUUACAGUGCCGACAGUGAGCCCGAGAGCUCCUCCGGUAGUGAGAUGGAUGAGUCACUGAGGCAGGCAAGUAGGCGACUCAGGCGCCUUCUGCGCACACGCCUCCCACCCGAUGUUGAGGAAGAACCAUUUAUCAGUGCAGACGAAGGCGACUUCUGCCCCCCGGACCCUCACUCUUACCGUGAGGAUGAAAAUUACAUCUACAUUCGCUUUGAUUCCCAAGCAGAUGCUGAGGUGGCGUCUAAGAGAUUCCAGGAGAUGUUCACAGUCCAUGGAGUGCCUGUAGAGACCGCCAUCAUAGCAGCAGGUGUUCACAGAGUGGAGCUGCGAAUUAGAAAGAUGGGCUACAUCCAGGAUGGCACACAGACCCCAACACAAGAUCGACAGCGUCCUGCUAUAUUGACUGGAGCUCCAGCUCCCCCAGUGUUCUUGACAGAGCUACAAAGUCAGGAUGUUCCGGAUGGCUAUCCGGUCAGCUUUGACUGCGUUGUGAUUGCCAAGCCCCCUCCAACUGUCCGCUGGUAUAAAGAUGGCAAGCUGUUGGAGGAAAAUGACCAUUAUAUGAUCAAUGAGGACCAAGAGGGUUGCCACCAGCUCAUCAUCACCUCUGUGUUGCCCACUGAUAUGGGCGUUUAUCGUUGCACAGCUGAAAACAGCAGUGGGAUUGCCGCCACUAAAGCUGAACUUAGAGUUGACAUGUCGUGCAGCUCAGAUUAUGACACUGCUGCAGAUGCCACUGAGACCUCCUCUUAUGUCAGUGCCAAAGGUUAUGUGUCCAGUAGGGAAACUGAAACCUUUGAAUCCGUAAGUGAAGAUGAUCAGCUACCACAGGUUGUAGAUGAACUUCAUGAUGUUCAUGUCAGUCCAGGUUCUCCUAUUGCUAAACUGCAACUCAAAGUAAAAGGGUUCCCUAAACCUAGAGUGUACUGGUUCAAAGAUGGCCAGCCUCUCCGACCAUCAAAAAGGAUUCAGCUGUCAGCAGAGAGAGAUGUUCAUUCUGUGGAGAUCCUUGAAGUGAAGAGAGAGGACAUGGGGGAGUACUCUGCUUACAUCAGCAAUGCAGCCGGUUCUGCUUACUCCUCUGCUCGCCUGAUAGUACUGAGUCCUGGGGAGAUUAUGCCACAGGAUAAAAAAGAUUUGAAGGAGCCACUGGUGCCGCCCCGCUUUCUUGAGAGGUUCAGUAACAGGAAGGUGAAACAAGGUGCAAGCAUCACACUCUCUGUCAAGGUUGAAGGAUCUCCUACUCCCAUGGUCUCCUGGCUGAAAGAGAAAUCACCAGAGGAUGUCUUGUGGAUUAAACUUGAUACUAAGGGAUACAAAAUAGCAAGCUCUGGUCGCCAGCACAGCCUAAUACUGAUGGAUGUAGACAAGGAGUAUUCUGGCAUCUACACCUGCAUUGCCACAAAUAGAGCAGGGCAGUCGCUCUGCUCUGCUCAGCUUGAGGUGGAUGACACACCACAACCAAAGAAAAACACAGCAGCUUCAGAAGUCCUUGGGAUUACAGUUAGUCCCCCAGAAGAUGAGGCUGGCAGAGGAAGUGAGGGUAGAAUAGCCUAUUUAAGUGAAGUUGGCACAGAGGAAUUCCUCAUGAAACUCACUUCUCAGAUCACUGAAAUGGUUUCAGCAAGGAUCACCCAAGCUUCAUUACGAGUACCAGGUGUCGACAGUGAUGAUGAGACCAAAACUCCUUCUCCAUCUCCCCAUCAUGGUCGCUCUCGUCCACCUUCCCUCAUCACAGAUUCCUCCUCAGAGUCGGAUGAAGGAGAUGCCAGAGGAGAGAUGUUCGACAUUUAUGUGGCAUCGGCGGACUACAACCCCACCAUUGCAUGCAAAGACUCCAUCUCUCUCAAAGAGGGACAGUAUGUUGAGGUUUUGGACUCAGCUCAUCCUCUUAAAUGGUUGGUUCGGACCAAGCCCACCAAAUCAACACCAUCACGACAAGGCUGGGUGUCACCUGCCUACUUGGACAAAAAACUAAAACUCUCAGCUGAUACUGGAGAUCUGCCAGAAACAAGUGCAGAAGAGGUUUCUGAAGGAGAAUACAAGAGGAAGUUAUUCCAGCUGAUACAGGACCUGAUAAACGGAGAAUCCGAGUUUGUCAAGGAGGUGGAAUUCUUCACAUCUCACCACAUGAAGCACGCCGACAGUUCGGAUGCUCCACCUGAUGUCUGCAGCCAGAAAGAAACCAUCUUCAGGAACGUUGAUGACAUCAAGUUCUUCCAUUGCAAGACAUUCCUUCCAAAGCUGCAUGACUGUGACACAGAUGAUGAUGUAGCUAUGAGCUUCCUGAAAAACAGGGAAGGAUUUGAGCAGUACCUUCAGUAUCUUGUAGGACAGAACCAAGCUGAAUCUGCUGUUAGUGACAAGACUGUCCAUCACUUCUUUAAGGAGUACACUGAGAAAGAGCAGGCGAAUGCAAGCCCUGCAGAUCCCCCAGUUCGAAGCAUUAAUGCCUACCUGCAGCAACCUCUAGAGAGGGUUCAGAAGUACAAGGCUUUCCUUAAGGAUCUCAUUCGAAACAAGGCAAGAAACGGCCAGAACUGCUGCCUCUUGGAAGAGGCGUAUGCAAUGGUGUCGGCACUCCCUCAGCGUUCUGAGAAUACCCACCAUGUCUCCAUGAUCGAGAACUAUCCUGCUACCCUGGAAGUUCUCGGAGAACCAAUCAGACAGGGACCUUUCCAAGUCUGGGAGGGAGCUCCUGGAAUUAGAACGUCCUCUAGGGGUCACCACCGCCAUGUCUUCCUCUUUAGGAACUACUGUAUCAUUUGCAAACCCAAAAGAGACAGCAACACUGAUACACAGGCAUAUGUGUUUAAGAACAUGAUGAAGCUGAAUAACAUUGAUGUGAACGAAACGGUGGAAGGCGAUGACCGUGCCUUUGAGAUCUGGCAUGAACGGGAGGACUCUGUGAGAAAAUACACUUUACAGGCCCGAACGGUUACCAUCAAAAACUCCUGGCUGCGAGACCUCAGGGAACUACAGCAGCGUUACAGCAUGCCCGCAUGGAGUCCACCUGAUUUUGAAAACAUUUUGGCAAACUGCACAGCAGAGUUGGGCCAAACAGUUAAACUGGCCUGCAAAGUCAUUGGGGUGCCCAAACCUGUAGUUACCUGGUACAAAGAUGGCCGUACAGUAGAGGCAGAUCCUCAUCACAUCAUCAUUGAGGACCCCGAUGGGUCCUGCACGCUGAUCCUGGAUAACAUGACUGCAGAUGAUUCCGGCCAGUACAUGUGCUUCGCCACAAGUUCGGCAGGCAAUGCGAGUACUCUUGGAAAAAUCACUGUACAAGUACCUCCUCGUUUUUUAAAUAAAAUGAGGAAUGCUGUCUUUGUCGCUGGUGAAGAUGCUCAGUUCACCUGUGUGAUACAAAGUGCUCCCUGCCCAAAAAUAAGGUGGUUCAAAGAUGGUCGACUACUGACUGACCAGGAGAAGUAUCAGACCUACAGUGAGCUCCGAAGUGGGGUUCUGGUUCUGGUUAUAAAAAACCUGACUGAGAGAGAUCUUGGACACUAUGAGUGUGAGCUGUCGAACCGCCUGGGCAGUGCCAAGUGUGCUGCUGAUUUAGUUGUUCCUUCUGCUGUGGCCCACACUGGGGAGCAGGCCAUCACCAUUGAAGUUACCGAACAGGAGACUAAACUACCAAAGAAGACCAUCAUCAUUGAGGAGACAAUUACCACAGUCGUGAAGAACCCACGCAUGAGGAGACACAGAUCUCCAGGCUUGACUGUCGCUGGAGCCCACCGCUCUGAGACUUCCACCCCCGAGCCAACUGCAACCAGGCCAAGGAAGAUGCCCACCCCAAGAAAGUCCACCAUCCCAACCCUCUAUGUUACUGAGCCUGAGGGGGCUGGAGCCAGGACGGUGGAGAGCAAGCCCAGGUGGGUUGAAGUGGAGGAGGUCAUCGAGUAUAAGGUCAAUAAAUCUCCAAGGCUGUCCAGGAGAAGAGGGAUCUCACCUGCAGGUUCCGAUCGAGCAGCCACCCCCUCUAGAUCCAAGAGGUCUCCCCUUGAGAACCUGAAUGUUAACAACUCAAACAACAACUUGGUGGAGCAGGCACAAGAACAACUGAAGGAAGAGAUCAGCAACCAGACCAUCUCCUGGGAGGAAGACGAGCCUCAGAUUGCCUGUGGCUCUGCUUCGAUGGAACCACAUGAACUGUCAUCUGUCCUAACACUUGCCGAAGAUACUGACGAUCAGGAUGAUCAACAAACUGUUAUCUUUGAACCAGAUGAUGAGGAUAGUGAGAAACUUGAACCCGUGAUUCUGAAACAAGGAGAUCGUACUUUAAACCUGGAGGACUUAGAGGAUUACAUCCCAGGAGAAGGAGAAACCUACGGCUCCUCCAGCACAUACCAUGUCUCUGACGAGAAGCCCUGCGAGAUCUCUGUCCUUCAGAGGGAGAUUGGGGGGUCCCAAGUAGGACAGCUGGUGCUUCUCAAUGUGGGGCGGCCUGAUAUCGUUCCAAGGCAGAGAAGCAGCUUCUUCGGCCGCUUCAAGGAGCAUCUCUCCAACAGUCUUUUCCCAUCUGCCUCCCCGCAAGUCAGCAUAGCUCAGCCCAGUACGGAGAGACAAAUCCCAAUCCAAAUGAGUAGUGCAAAGCUGGAGGUGCAGCCCUCUUAUUGCUCCGAGGUACAGAGAGUAGAGGGCAGGCAGCAGAGCUUUAAAACCAAAGUGUCCACUCAAACCUACAGUUACACAUCAGUUGGGAAGCCUGUCACUCUUCAAAUUAAAGAGAAACCCUUUCAAAGCCAGUAAACACAUUUCAAUUGGUGACACAAAUCCUUAGUCUUAAAUGGAUACAUUUCUGCUUGCAUGAUUAAAAUAAUCAAAAAAUAUAUAUAUUUGCUAGAUUUAACAAACCAUUCCGUUGUUAAGCAGCCAGUCAGAAAAUAGUCUGAUCCUCAGUUGUUGUGGGAUUCAGGGUUUUCUUUAGGCUAGGGAAUGUGGAACUGUAAAUUGUAAGAGAUAAAUAUAUCCAUGUAAGCAGGUUUCAGCCUUAUUCUGUAUUUUCAACUGCUGUAUGACAUGCAGCCUGAAUUAUGUGGACAGAGGUCAAGGAUAUAUGGAUAUAUAAAUUAACAUUUUACUGUUUAUCAGUUUGAUGGUAUAUGUUUUAUUGAUGUGCCAUCAUAAAAUCAUCUCUGCAACAAUAACUGAUCAAAGCAGUACAAUAAUGAACACCUCUGACUUUAUUUCUGGAUAGUCAAAUACAUAGAAUUGUCAUGGCUUCUAAUUUUUUUAUUUUACUUUUCAGAAGCGGUUUUGAAAUCAGACAAUAUUUACAAGACAGUGUAGAUUUUGACUUUCUGUAUUGCUUGCUGUUGUUUAAGUUUAAUCACUGGUGCGCAAUAAAAUUAUAGAAACACUUGGAUGAAU